CAACGUCUUUGUCCUUAUCAGCUUUCAUUGUCACUGAAAUGAAAUGAUGACUUCAUUCAUUGUUACAUAGUGGCCGCCAGACGACAGUAGUCGGCACCAUAAAAAAUUUUAUAAUAAUAAUUAUUACGACGUCCAGAGUGUAAAAGCUACAGUUAUCAUACACAACAUAUAAAACACAUCAUUAGGAAGUUGUUAGAACACUCUACAGUGAAUGGUCAACUAAUUAAUCAAGUCUAAAUCACAAUUUUUGGAAAAUUCCAUCCGGCUGAUGUCUGCAAAAUAUUAAAUUCCGCUUCACAACACGUGCUGAUGAUAUACAAUUGAAAACCAUGCAGGACGCAGUCCGCGGUUAUUCGUUAUCCACUGAAAAGUACUCAUCAAUACCACCAGAUCCGAUUCAAUAUUACCAGCAGCACUUUAAGUUUCGAUGGAGUCUAUUUUGCUUUUCUGAAGUGAUAGCCCAACGACGUGAAUUCACAUCGUCAAUAGUCCAAACACCUACAUGUAAGCUACGGUGGCAACUGAUAUACGAUCAUGACUCAAAUUUGAAUUCCAAUGAUUCCGUGACACUUUUUCUCACUGUUGUGAGCUUAACCUCCAUCAGUAACAUGACACUACGUGCUCAACUGUGUAUUCCUGAUUGUCCUGAGACGUAUUUUACCACAUGCACAUAUUCAAGUAACUCGCCCAAUGCAGAGUUCAAGAAUGUUUCACGAUCAGCUGUGCUGUCGGUAUCUGACGAUAAACCGGUUGAUAUCUUUAUACAAAUUGAUAUACCGGGAGACAUAGACUGGUAUCCCCUUGAAAGAGACUCUCCGCAUGAAGAAUCGAGCGGUCGAUUGACUCAACAUUUCUAUCAGCUUUUCAAAGAAUCAAAGCUUAGUGAUGUUUCUGUCAUUGCUGGGGUCAAAAUAUUUCGAGCACACAAGAUCGUCCUGGCGGCUCGUAGUUCAGUUUUCUCCGCCAUGUUCGAGGAUGAAGAGACAGAAGAAGAUAUGGAAAAUGAAGUGAUCAUUAAGAACAUGGAACCAGAAGUUGUGCAGGCCAUGUUGGAAUUUUUUUAUAGUGACAAGGUGGAGAAUUUGAAGGUAGAACUGGCUUAUGAAUUACUGGAGGCAGCCAACAAAUACGAUGUUGAAGACCUGGCGAAUGUGUGCGUAAAAUUUCUCGACGAAAAUAUUAAUACGGAAAAUGCUGCUAAGAUUUUCUUUUAUGGUGAUCUUUAUCAUUCGGAAAAACUGAAACAACGAGCUUUCGAUUUCAUAGCCAAGCAUCUGUCUGAGGUAGUUGAGUCUCAGGGCUAUAAGGAAAUGGAGGAAGAGGAUCCUCGAUUGGCGGUGAAAUUGCUACGUACAAUAGUUGUUCUGUUGAAGUCAAAAUAAUAUGAAUAUGUGGUCCGAAAAAUCAAGGAAUUGCUCUCUUGAGACAACAUUUAUACCGACGAAACAAUAUUUCAUAUAUUUACAACUACUGCGAUGAAUAGAUCAGUAUAUUUUGAUAAAAAACACCAAAUAUUUUUCUACAGAAAACUGUGUCAAGGAAUAUUUGUAUUCUAUUGCUGAUGGAAACAUCAAAUAUUAGUCUUUUAGUUAUCGUAAAUAAUAAAACUCUCGUGGUCAUUUUGGAAGGACAAAAACAAUUAAAUAUUGAUAAGCAAGCAAGAGAAUCUUGAGAAGUUAAGCUAUUGUUCUACAGAAGUUCUGAAAAAAACUAAAAAUGGGAUGAAAAAUAUUCAUUUCCAUUGACUCCAUCCAUAAUAUCCAUUGAUAUAUAUUAUCAUAUGUUGAUUCCCAUUAUAUAUUAUAUAUUGAUAUAUAUUAUAUAUUGAUAUAUUGAUUUCCAUUGAUAUAUAUUAUUGUAUAUGUUAAAUAAAUUCAAUAAUACUUCGAUAAUAUA
Diachasmimorpha longicaudata is the source of this 1896-nucleotide messenger RNA. Its product is annotated as TD and POZ domain-containing protein 4-like. The transcript has a single exon. NCBI's taxonomy places the organism in Eukaryota, Metazoa, Arthropoda, Insecta, Hymenoptera, Braconidae. The record is from RefSeq and is a predicted model, not a curated record. Gene Ontology annotation, molecular function: ubiquitin protein ligase binding. Gene Ontology annotation, cellular component: cytoplasm. Gene Ontology annotation, biological process: proteasome-mediated ubiquitin-dependent protein catabolic process; regulation of proteolysis. The coding region runs from base 330 to 1382 and encodes 350 amino acids.